Carassius gibelio (silver crucian carp) is the source of this 5666-nucleotide messenger RNA. Its product is annotated as calcium/calmodulin-dependent protein kinase type II subunit beta. The transcript is spliced from 22 exons. Bases 229 to 1881 code for a protein of 550 amino acids. The record is from RefSeq and is a predicted model, not a curated record. NCBI's taxonomy places the organism in Eukaryota, Metazoa, Chordata, Actinopteri, Cypriniformes, Cyprinidae. Gene Ontology annotation, biological process: protein phosphorylation. Gene Ontology annotation, molecular function: calcium/calmodulin-dependent protein kinase activity; ATP binding; calmodulin binding. Gene Ontology annotation, cellular component: cytoplasm; neuron projection.
GCGCGCGUCUCUCACAGCGGAAAACUAGUGCACUGCAGCUGAACAGCGCAUUCGGUGAGAGGUCGGUAAAGCAGUCGAGUCUGCUCGUCGGCGAACCUCUCCCUCACUCGAAUCCGUGUCCAAGUUGAAGUUUUGUCCUAAAAAAUCCCACAAGUCGAAGGCACAGGAGAAUAAUCGUAGUGCUGGACACAAAGCUCGGAUAUCGCCGCGAACGCUGAGGGCUGAGAAAUGGCAACGACAACUUGCACGCGCUUUACUGACGAGUACCAGCUGUAUGAAGAACUUGGAAAGGGGGCCUUUUCCGUCGUGAGACGUUGUGUCAAGCUGUGCACGGGCCAAGAGUAUGCUGCCAAAAUCAUCAACACCAAAAAGCUCUCUGCAAGAGAUCACCAGAAGCUGGAACGGGAAGCCCGUAUCUGCCGUCUACUCAAGCAUCCCAAUAUUGUGCGACUCCAUGACAGUAUAUCAGAGGAAGGCUUCCAUUACCUCUUAUUUGACCUUGUUACGGGCGGAGAGCUGUUUGAAGACAUCGUAGCCAGAGAAUAUUACAGUGAAGCUGACGCCAGUCAUUGUAUCCAUCAGAUUCUAGAGAGUGUCAAUCACAUUCACCAUCAUGACAUAGUGCACAGGGAUCUGAAGCCGGAGAACCUGCUCUUGGCCAGUAAAUGCAAGAAUGCCGCUGUCAAGCUGGCCGACUUUGGCCUGGCCAUUGAAGUGCAAGGGGACCAGCAGGCCUGGUUUGGGUUCGCUGGAACCCCGGGUUACCUUUCCCCCGAAGUGUUACGAAAGGAGGCUUAUGGGAAACCUGUGGACAUUUGGGCAUGUGGAGUCAUCCUGUAUAUUCUGCUGGUGGGAUAUCCUCCGUUUUGGGAUGAAGACCAGCACAAACUCUACCAACAGAUCAAAGCUGGGGCUUAUGACUUCCCCUCGCCAGAGUGGGACACGGUCACCCCUGAAGCCAAAAACCUCAUCAAUCAGAUGUUGACCAUCAAUCCAGCCAAGAGAAUCACGGCCCAGGAGGCUCUGAAACACCCGUGGGUCUGCCAACGCUCCACUGUGGCGUCCAUGAUGCACAGACAGGAAACAGUCGAGUGUCUGAAGAAGUUCAACGCAAGAAGGAAACUCAAGGGAGCAAUAUUGACCACCAUGCUGGUGUCGCGCAAUUUCUCUGUGGGCAGGCAGACCACGGCACCCGCCUCCGUCUCUGCAGCGGCCGGUACCACCGCCGGUCUGGUGGAACAAGCAGCCAAGAGCCUGCUCAACAAGAAGGCCGAUGUCAAGAAACGGAAAUCCAGCUCCACCGUUCAGUACAUGCCGCAGUCAAACAGUGCCAAAAACAGCAUAGUCACCAGUCCCAAAGGAAACGUCCCUUCUCCUGCUCUGGAGCCUCAGACCACUGUUAUCCAUAACCCAGUGGAUGGGAUCAAGGAAUCUUCAGACAGCAGCAACACCACCAUUGAGGAUGAAGACGUCAAAGCACGCAAACAGGAAAUCAUCAAGAUCACGGAGCAGCUGAUAGAAGCCAUCAAUAAUGGGGACUUUGAUGCCUAUGCGAAAAUCUGUGACCCUGGACUGACAUCAUUUGAACCCGAGGCUUUGGGGAACCUGGUUGAGGGAAUGGACUUCCAUAGAUUCUACUUUGAGAACUUGCUUUCUAAGAACAGCAAGCCCAUCCACACCACCAUCCUGAACCCUCACGUGCACCUGAUCGGAGAAGACGCCGCCUGCAUCGCUUACAUCCGCCUCACUCAGUUUGUGGACGGGCAGGGCCGGCCGCGCAGCAGCCAGUCGGAGGAGACUCGCGUGUGGCACCGCCGGGACUCCAAAUGGCAGAACGUUCAUUUCCACUGCUCCGGUGCACCGGCUGCCCCUCUCCAGUGAAGAGCAGCCCUGCAACCGAUCCUAUAGAUGCGAGUGUCCUUCACGGAGGACUGAUAGGACGGCAGCAGAGGUCCAGCGUCGGAGCGCUCCGUAUCCUCCAGCCUUCCAACGCUGGACACAGCCGUCCUCCCCUGCAUGCAAACCCACAGUUAUCUCUCUACCUGCUGGGCUGCUCAACACAGCGUCCAGAACCCCCCUCACCUCUGACUCCGCCCAGCACGCUCCCGACCGAACCUCUUUAUGCCAAGACUCUCCACCGACGAAAGAGCAGCACCACAUAUAUUAAUCUUCUUCGAGAGCGAUCAUAGACUAGAGUUCUAAUAACCCGCACGAUUGCCUUCUUAUCCACGGUCCUUCACGCUCGUCUUCACUGGCCUUAUGCCCCCUUUGCCCAGGUACUCCCAAACACAUUAGAUCCUGUUUUAAUAAAAAUAUCCUUAUUAUUAUUAUUGUAUUUAUUGCUAUUGUUACUACUAUUGAUUAUAUAUGAUUAUUACUUCCGUCGCGAUUCUAAGUAUUGCUGUUGUUCUUGAGAUUGUAUAUUUGAUGGUCAAAUUACUGAUGUUAUGUUUUAAAACACUUAUUUUUUUUCUCUUUUUUUUUUUUUUUAAGCAUGGAUUACAUUUUUAAUUUUUUUUGUGUUCAAGUAAUCUAAAGUCUAUUUCGGCAGUGCUGUAUGUGUUCAAGUUCGCGGCUGGCUGUUUAAAGUAAAAAAGCAGCAGCACACACGUGGUUUUAAGGUACAAAACUCAGUAAAUUUUCUCACGAAUAUGGUGGCGAGCAGAUUUUCUGUCACCGUGAUCAGUGUGUGUAUUAUCAGGUCACUCACCAAUCAGAUCCCUUGGCGGCAGCUGACAUCACAUCAUUGAGAAUCGCCUCAUAUAUAUAUAUACAUAUAUCUGCAGGUUGCCAAGUUGAAUUUCCUUCAAAAAGAGCUGUUUCUCUUUAAAUCAGAGCAUAAUCUCAUGUAUUUGGCCCUUGAUGACCAGCAGCUGAUGUGUUCUUCUUAUUGACAAUCAAUGCUGAUCUGGUUUUGUGUGAGUUUUGGUGGUCUGUGAGACUAGGAAUAUCUGUUUGAGCUUGUUUUUUUUUCUCUCAAGGGAUCUUGUAAGAUGUUUCGAAAGAGUACAGCAUGUUGUUUUUAAGGGCCUUUAAUUUAAAGAAGCAGCUGAUUUACUGCUGUUCGCUGGCCAAGUGUGUUUGAGAUCUAAAUAGCCAUUCUGGAUCCCUGGGUGAUCAGAAACCUGUGAAUUUUAACGUGCCACAGGAACGUUGCGAUUCACUCGACUCAGGCACCUACAACUAUCAUUCUUUGUUUUCUUUUUGUUCUGUACACGCAGGAACAUUUUAUAUUUAAUUUACGUGGUGUAAUUAAGGCGGUUUUAUUCUUUUGUGUUGUUUUUUUAAAGCGUGUAAGUGUGUGUGCGUGUGUACGUGUGUGUGGUUCUACAAUACAAUGGCACUGAUAUCCUGAAUGUGAAAGCAUCGUCACUAUAUUAAAGUGUUGAAAGCCAUAACGCACAGAGCGAGAUUUUCCAGCGGAUUGUAAGGAUGUUUUUAUAAGCGUUGUCCUUCUGUCUAGCAGAACUGGAAGACAGUCUUAUGUGGAUUGACUAGGGGGCUUCCUGACAACUGGUACUGUUCGUUUUUGUCAAAACUUUUCUCUCCUACUGAACGUGGGCUACCUGAAGUCACAUGACGUUUGUUGAGGCUGCUCAGUGUGUUUUGUUGAUUUUAAAGGAAUAGUUCACCCAAAAAUAAAGCUUUGCUGAAAAUCUACCAUCCAGGCUGUUGAACAGAGUUGUAGAAAUUUAGCAUCACAUCACUUGUUCACCAGUAGAUCCUCUGCAGUGAAUGGGUGCCAUCAGAAUGAGAGUCCUAACAGCUGAUAAAAACAUCACAAUAAUCCACACCACUCCAGUCCAUCAGUUAACAAAUCCAUCAAGAUGUUUUUAACUUCUACCCUUGUUUCCAGCAAUCCAUAAUAUUGUUUUCUCCAGUGAAAAAGUCAUUUUGUAUGUAUCAGAAGUGAAAUAUUCAGAAAUCAAGUACCAUUUACAAGUGAAAACCAUUCUAAACAAAUAUUUGGGUGUAUUUGGAUGUGAGAGGACAACAGAGGAUAGACUCACUCACUGGAGGAAGUGUUAUUAUGCAUUAUGCACUCGUAUUUUAGCCGGAAGCAAUAGAUAAAAAGUAACAACAAUUUUCCAAUUAAAAUGUUAAUUGAUUGACUGGAGUGGUGUGGAUUAUUGUGAUAUUUUUUAUCAGCUGUUUUGACUCUCAUUCUGACGGCACCCAUUCACUGCAGAGUGAACAAGAGAUGAAAUGCAAAAUUUCUCUGAAUCUGUCCUGAUGAUAAAACAAACUCAUCUACAUCUUGGAUGGCCUGAGGGAGAGACCAUUUUUAACAAAAUGUAUUUUUUUACGUGAACUAUUCUUUGAAUUUAACUUUGAGAUGUGACUAUCAUGUCCAAUUGAAUGAGAGUUUAAAACUCUGUAAAUGGUGACAAAUACAACAUCCGCAUGUCGAUGAACCAUUGUUGUUAUUUCUUUCUUAUGUGUGUAUAGUAUUGCAGACAAUAAUUGAGAAUAAAACCGUUCAACAAAUAGAUAUCUUGUAAAAACUACCACUGCAUAGUGUUAACUUAUCUUAUAAGUGGAAACUAUUUGCAUGAACGUCAACUUCACAGUAAUACAUUUUGGUGACUCUUUUUUUUUUUCGUUUAUUUUAUACUGAAUGCUGGUGAUUUGAUCUAUUUUCCGAGCUUUGUAAGUGCAUAUAACUAUUUUUGUCUAAAAAUUAUGAUAAUGACAAUGACUAUCAUGGUAAAACAACUAUUCUGAUUGUAUGGCAUGCUUUUAUAUAGGCAUUUGUUGUUGUUUGAGCAGUGUUGGUUGCACCCAUAGAAAAUGUGAAAAUGGCGUGUUUAUAAGCUUGGGUCAAUCGCAGCGUAUGCCACUAUCACACUAGGUCACGUUAUGCAUGUGUUUUUAUUAAGGAAUGGAUCUUGCUUUGGCUGCCAGUCUACAAAAGGGACCUCGAAUUAUGUCUGUGUUUAAUGUCAUUUAAUCAACAACCUUCAUUGUGCUUCGCUCAAAUGCUGUCUAAUCCAUUAGGAGGCGCUCUUUACCACAGCGUAACAAGAUCUCCAAGAAUUCACUCAUUUUUCUGCCUAAAAACAGAAAUGCAAUUUUAAUGCACUAACAAAUAAUGAAACCUAAAUAUCGGUUCUGGACCGGAGUUCGCACCCCUGUAUAUACACUGAACAACCACCAAAUGAGUGUUUAAUCUGUUAUCAAAACACAAUGGCCUGAACAGUUGAAGUGAUCUGAUUAAAUCAGGCCUCUAUUGGGAAGCUGGUGUGUAUCUGAGUGUGUUACACACAUGUGAAAGAGUGAAUCAGUGUUGUGUUUCUCUAGUGGUGACGCAUUGCUGCUCUUACAACAUCAAGCCCAUUGGUAUUUGUAGUAUUCACAUUUUCUCCCAAUGUCUUUUAUAAUAUUUUGCUCAAGUCUAACUGCAUUUCUCUGAAGAUCAGCCUUCCAACUUUUCAGAGGAGUUUUUUGUUGUUGUUUUUUUUUGUAUAUAAUCUCAAAUCCUGCAACGGGAUGAUGUGGAUUUUAUUCAGAAAUUUGAUCGUUAUGAAAUCUUUUCUCCUGAUUCUUUUCAUUAAUAUUCAUUUCUGUUCUUCCAAUGUGCUCUCCCUUUUUUUCUCUCUAUGCGUGCUAUAGGAAAUGUAUUAAGAUGUUAUCAGUAUUAUCAAUAAAAAGACUGUCAAAACCCA